Syngnathoides biaculeatus (alligator pipefish) is the source of this 4921-nucleotide messenger RNA. RefSeq names its product mitogen-activated protein kinase 3 (gene mapk3). The transcript is spliced from 9 exons. Gene Ontology annotation, biological process: protein phosphorylation; intracellular signal transduction. Gene Ontology annotation, cellular component: nucleus; cytoplasm. Gene Ontology annotation, molecular function: MAP kinase activity; ATP binding. The record is from RefSeq and is a predicted model, not a curated record. Bases 222 to 1406 code for a protein of 394 amino acids. Lineage: Eukaryota; Metazoa; Chordata; Actinopteri; Syngnathiformes; Syngnathidae.
UGCAUCAGCGCUCAGCACGCGCAUUUACACCGAGUGCUCCGACCAAAUCCCGAGCUCGCGCACGCAAUCCGUUUCCACUUCGGGCGGCGUCGUGCGAGAAAGUGGCCCCGCAGUUCCCGAUCUCUUCCAGACUCAACUCGAGACGUCACAUCUCGCCGAGAGCGCCGCCGGUCCCUCGGUGAAAACUCCCCGACAGUGCAGGCGAGGCUUAAAGAGGAAGAAUGGCGGAUUCGAGUAGCACCGCAGCGGUCGGGGCCGCAGCCUCAGCCUCCAACAGCGCUGCCGCUGCCGGGGCGGCCGGCACUGUUGCGCAUGAUGGAGCGCCUGGGGCCGCGGGACCAAAAGCCGCGUCCGAAUCGGUGAAGGGGCAGAUAUUUGACGUGGGCCCCCGCUACACCAACCUGUCUUACAUCGGGGAGGGGGCUUACGGAAUGGUGUGUUCUGCCCUGGACCACAUGACAAACCAGCGAGUAGCCAUCAAGAAAAUCAGCCCCUUUGAGCACCAAACCUACUGCCAGCGUACAUUGAGAGAGAUCAAGAUCCUGCUGCGUUUCAACCACGAGAAUAUCAUCGGUAUCAAUGACAUUCUAAGGGCUCGCCACAUCGACAAUAUGAGAGAUGUUUACAUCGUACAAACGCUGAUGGAGACGGACUUGUACAAGCUGCUCAAGAGCCAGAAGCUGAGCAACGACCACGUCUGCUAUUUCCUCUACCAGAUCCUGCGAGGGCUCAAGUACAUCCACUCGGCCAACGUGUUGCACCGGGACCUCAAGCCCUCCAACCUGCUCAUCAACACCACUUGCGACCUCAAGAUUUGUGACUUUGGCCUGGCGCGAAUUGCUGACCCUGAGCACGACCACACAGGAUUCCUGACCGAGUAUGUAGCCACGCGUUGGUACAGGGCUCCAGAAAUCAUGCUCAAUUCAAAGGGCUACUCCAAGUCCAUUGACAUCUGGUCAGUGGGUUGCAUCCUGGCUGAAAUGUUAUCAAACAAGCCCAUUUUCCCUGGGAAACAUUAUCUGGAUCAGCUCAACCACAUUCUGGGUGUCCUUGGCUCUCCAUCCCAAGAAGAUCUGAACUGCAUUAUCAACAUGAAAGCCCGAAACUACCUGCAGUCUCUCCCCGACAAACCAAAGAUCCCUUGGGAGAAGCUUUUCUGCAGGGGUGACUCAAAAGCUUUGGACCUGCUGGGCCGCAUGUUGACCUUUAACCCCAACAAGCGUAUCAGUGUUGAGGAGGCACUGGCUCAUCCUUAUCUGGAGCAGUACUACGACCCCACAGAUGAGCCAGUGGCAGAAGAGCCCUUCACUUUCACCAUGGAACUGGAUGACCUUCCCAAGGAGAAACUGAAGGAACUCAUAUUUGAGGAGACGUCUCGCUUCCAGGAAACCUACCAGGGCUCCUGAGACGCACGGUCCAAAAAGGUGUAAACGCCAACCACAGGCUUGGAACCCCGAAGACCCCCCCAGAUGACAUGCUUAAAAAAAAAAAAAAAAUGCAUUCUUAAGAGUCCAAGGAAAAGAAAAACUCUGAACAUUGACUGCUUUUCUUUCCAUUUCCACUGCAAGAAAGCUAAGUGUUUAACUUUGGAUUUGUGUGGUUAGGCGGGGCCAUCGUGUCUCUACUUUGUACUCACCGCCCCACCCCCUUUUAAAAUAAUGUUCUUCUGUUUCCUGUUCAGUGUCCCAGCUCGUCUUUCCCCUCUCCAAUCAUAAUCAGCUGUCAUUAUCCCAUCAAUCUCUGUCGCAGUUUUUUCCUUAACUCUCUUGCCUCUAUUCUCAUAUAGACUAGUACUCCUUAUUAACCAACACCAUUACUCUGUCUUGCUACAUACGUGUACAUUAGAUCUUGCAAUCGAGGGCUAAAAGAAUGGGGGUGCUUAUUGUGUGGGUUCAUGUAUAUUAAGUACAAAAUAUUAAAAAAAAAAAAAAAAAAAAGCUUUUCUUUUUAAGCGGGCUCGUCACGACUUUCACUCGUACAUAAUUGCUAUAAAAUCAGCUUAGUUGUAUUUCCGUGUUCUCUGAUUUAUCUGUGAAAGUCGUGUCGAACGUCUGACUUUCUACUGGCAUGUUUGCAGGUUUACACUUUGUUUUUAUUUUGAAUGAUGUUCAUGUGAAUGCAUGCAUUCCUGAAAUGUACCAAAGCGGAUGAGAGAUGCUAAUGUUUUGGAACCGUUGAGACAUUUCUCGAGCUCCGGCUCGGACAAAGGGCAAACUGAUUGAUCUCGCUCUAUUUGCGUAAAGUUGGCGAUGGUUCGAGGCAGUCGCGUCGCCAAGUCCCACGAAGCUCCAGUUUAUCUUUUGGAUGCUUUCUGCAGAUAACGUGCACUUACUUGGUUAAAAAUCCCAAUUCAUGCAAUACAAUUAUGUGACCAGUCAAAGCACAAAUCCCACCACUGUACAGGUGUGAAACACCAGUAAGAUGCACACACACUCAUUUCCCUCCCGCGCUCAAUACUAAAGUAGAUCAUCACCGAGGAGCCGUUAUGGCACCCUGUUACUGCGUUACAUCACUAUAUCAGUUGGUUGGCCUAUCUUUAUCAUUCCUCGCCUGCAUUUCAAGGGACCAGACACUACUAAAAAGUUGGGAAUUUGAUCACGCAACAUUUCAAUUUAAAAGUUAGGGAUAUUGAACUUUCAGGUGAAAUUUCUCGAUGGACCUGAAAAGAAGUAUAACGACGUAUGAGCCUAAUUUGACCUCUAAACUUGUGAAUGCAGUGUUUGGUUUCAGUGCUCAUUGCUAAAUUAGUUUUUUUAUUCAUGUUUAAUCCAGGAAUGGACCAAUGCAUUUCCUGCUUCAAUUAUAAUUAAUAUUUAAACAGGCCUCUUCAUCUUGGUGUUCAUAUUUUAUACCAAGAUGACAUCGGCAGUUUACAGCAGAGCUACGAAAACACUGGAAAAGUCACGGGACAUUUUUUAUUUAUUUAUUUAUUAUUAUUUUUUUUGAGAGAGAGAAGAGAAGGUCAAACAAUUUUAGGUUCAUCUUAAAAUGGCUCCAAAAUUUUAAGGCCAAUCAAUAUCCCUCCAUUUUGGCAGUACAGUGGUUCCUAUUCCGGAGCAUGGUGGGAUUGUCCCAUCCUGCUUUUUUGACGUUUACAAUGAACUGUCAGAGAGGAACUGUUGGGCUCUAAUGACUGAGAAGUCAGGAAGUAUUUUCAGGUUUGAAUUAUUUUUGCCUCAGUAAAUGCAUGUGGGUGUGUCUAUGUGUGUAAAGUAAAUUUGUACUUGGGUGCUUUUUUUUUUUUUUUUUUUUUUUUCUCUAGAACUACUCCCUCUUGUGACUACUGAGGAAACUCCAUAUGAUUUAAAUCACUAAUCCCCAAAUUACCCUCGGCCUAGCUUCAAAUUUCUAGUGGUUGCGUGUGUCCCUCUCGAUUUCUUUUUUUUUUUUUUUUUUUUUUUUUUUUUUUUUUGUGUUCCAAUCUUCUCCAGUGUUUGCCCGUUUGUUUAUCCGGUUGCCAUAGUGUCCACGCCUCACUGUGCAAACAAGUGGUGUUGUUUCCCAUAGACUGCUUGUAUAUUUGCUAUUUGUGUGCGUUCUUUUUUCCGGUUUGUAUCAGCGCUGCUCGGUGGAGCGCCACCCAUGGGUCCAGUUCAGUAACUGCACUGACAUCAAUGUCAAGAAAAUGGAGCAACACGUCCUGGGCUCUGGACCGCCUGCUGGCUUCAGCCUCCUGUUUUUUAAAAAUGUUGCCCAAAGCGUCGCGGUUCUCUCAGAAGCCAUAGCCAGCACUAACUAUGACUGUCUCCCCCCCCCCCCCCCCCCCACAAUGGGUGUGAGGCUUUUUUUUUCCUGCACAUGUGGUGAAAUCCAUUGAUAUAUUCGCCUUCCCGACUCUUGCCACGCUUUACUCGAAGGGCUGCCUCCGCCCGUCCCUCCUCGUGUGCACUUCUUUCCAGCCACGACUGCACGUUUGCCAUUCGCUUAUACCCCCCCACCACCACCACUAAUCACGUGACCCAAUCAGCACGUCUGCACUUUGUUUUUCAUUUAGGUCCUCAGUUCGUCUCUCCUUGUGUUUAUCCCGCCUGCUCAGCUUUAAGUGUCAUGCUGUGUGGGGGAUUGUCUGAUUUCUGUCAACUGAAUGUUUAUGUUCACUUUCACUUCUCCAAGAGUUUUUUCCAAACUUUGCGUGUUGGCUUGGACGCCGUCCCGCUUUGUCCUUUUUAAUUUGCGAGACUUUUUUUUUUUCCCAGUGCAAAGUGGGUCUUACAAAGAUAAUGUUUGUUUCAUUUGAAUAGCCAUCAGCCACAAGUACACAAAUCCUGCUUGCUUUUUCUGUGAUGUGACAUCAGAUGUGGUUGCCAUGUUUCUCAGCCAAGAGGACUGUGUUUUACAAUCACACACACACACACGCACACUUCGACUGAGGUGUGUGUGUGUGUCUGUGUGUGUGUGUGUGUGUGUGUGUGUGUGUGUGUGUAUAUGCCUGUGACAUGUUGCACUUGAACAUGCCACACACAUUUACGCAGUAUUGAUGAUUCUAGUGGCCCGUCUGUCAUGCGGCCUGGUUCCAGACAUGGUUGUUUUUAAAAUGGUGAUUCUUAAUAUUAUCGUUGUUGUCAUAACUGGUGAGUUGUAUAUUUUUUUUUAUUAUUACUUAAAAGGGAGUUAAAGUUUUCACUUUUUUUUUUUUUUUUUUUUUUACAAUUAGGAUGUUUUGUAUCCCCCCCUAAUUUCUCUUAAGGGUGUGAUUAUUAAUGACAGUCUUUUCAGUCUUUGAGCUUUUUUUCUUUCUUUGGAUAUUCCCUCCAAGUUCUCUAUAAGGAAUUAUUUUUAAAGGAGUCAUUUGUCGAUUGUCAAAGAGAUAUGAGUUAAGGGUUAUAGUCUGUAUAUUGUAUGGAUGGAUAUUAAUUAAAUGAUUUAACAAAGCAGCAAAAUUAUAUUACAAAUAAUUGAAUAAAAAUUUCCUGAUACUGUU